Brassica rapa (field mustard) is the source of this 2296-nucleotide messenger RNA. Its product is annotated as leucine-rich repeat extensin-like protein 3. The record is from RefSeq and is a predicted model, not a curated record. NCBI's taxonomy places the organism in Eukaryota, Viridiplantae, Streptophyta, Magnoliopsida, Brassicales, Brassicaceae.
CAUAAUUUGAUCAUUUUUAUUUUCACACGUCCAAGUCCAAGUCCAAAAACUCUCUUAGGACAUGCCAGAGAUAUUGCGUUUGAUGGAUCUCACGGCCUCAUUCCUCAUGGCCGUUGUGUUUCUUGCAUCCCUGGUUAUGAUUGAUGCCGCACGUUCUCCAGUCGAAAAGCUCAACGAGGAUCCCAUUAAGUGCACACCUUGUAUCCAAAAUCCACCGCCUCCACCGUCUCCUCCUCCUCCUUCUUGUCCCUCGCCGCCUCCACCAUCUCCGCCACCUCCUUCUUCACCACCGCCUCCAAAAAUGUCCUACUGCCCACCGCCACCAAAGCAGGAGGUCUACUUUUCGCCGCCGCCGCCACCUCCCCCUCCACCGGGAGACUUGUACCCCGUUGACCAUGACUUCGGAGGAGCGGCUGCUGGAGAGAUGUUCACCACCGUUAAGCUGAUUGCGCUUCUAUUUAUCGGUUUCAUGGUUCUUUGAAAAUCAAGAGUGAUUCCUAGGAUUGUGGAAUAUCUCAAUUUUAUUGUUUUUAUUUAAUUUUAAUUUUGGAACUUUAGGAGGGGUUAUUGGUAGAAGAAUUCAAGAGGAGUUAUUAAAUUUUGAGAUUUCAUUGUUAUUGGUUUAUGGAUUUUAAAAAUUUAAUUAGAAUCCAUUGUUAUUGGGAUGAUGACUUUUAAAUUUCACUCAAAAUCUUUUGUUAUUGGAAAAGUUUAGUUUUCAUUGAUUUUAAGAUUCAAUUAAAAUCUAUUGUUAUUGGACUAUAAAUUCUCUUUGUUUUUACUCAUAAGACUAAACUUUGAGAAUAUUAUCUAUACCCAUAAGAUUUUUGAAAUCUAUGCAAUAAAAUACACUCGCAUACAAAAACACACAAAAUUGAACAAUGAAAUAAAACAAAUCACAAUUUUAACAUAAAAGUAGAAAACAAAUAUUAAAAUUUUAAUAAAAGUAAAAAAAAAUUAAAAUAGUUUUAAAAAGUAUUUUCGAAAUUCUAAAAGAAUUAAAAAAAAACAAUUUGAAAAAAAAAUCGAAAGCUUUUAUACAAAAAGUUCAAAUUUAAAACCAUAUAUUUUAAAAUUAUAAAAAAUAACUUUUAUUUAUCUAUCUAUAUAUUAAAAGGUACAAUGACAUUUUGUCUUUUUAAUAAUUGAAAUGAUUCUUUUUUCUUUUCUCCUAUUAUACCAUUAAUUUAUUACCUUAAAAGUUAAUAACAAUCAAUAGAAUUCUAUAUAUAAGUAAUGAAAAUCUAUAUAAGAAUAUUGGAUAAAAUUUGUCAAAUCUAGUUUACUUGUAAAAUCUUCUUAACUAUUGAAAUCAUCAAAUUCCAUUAAAAUUCAUGUUCCAAUAAUAGUCAAUUUUUUCAAAUGAAUAUUUGUUUCGGUUUAACGUAAGGGGAAUGUUAUAGCUAGCUGCUUAUAUCAUCUCUUUAGUUACUCUCAUGAUAACUGAUGGUUGAAUUGAUUUAAAUUUACAGUUAGGAUCCAAUCAUGUUCCCAUCGUUGUUAUUUGCAUACAAAUGUUAAUAGUAUAAUGAAUUGUAGUUAAGUAUUGUAACAAUUAAAUUCUACUGCCAUACAAACGACUUAAAUAGUGUCUCCAUAACAGUUAACAUCAUUGGAGUGCAUAUGGUGCCUGUGGAGAAUCUCAACUAAUAUUUUCAUGAUACAAUACAACAAACAAAUAGAAAGUGAGUUUGGAUUCCACAAGUUUUAGUUAUAAUUAGCUUAUGUAGACGAAGUCUCAGAUUAUAAAGAUGAAUAGUGUAAUCCCACUGCCUCUAUUCACCAUCAUCUGAGAUAUUAUGUCUAUAUUUUGCGUUUGCUUGUUAUGGGGUUCAAGUUAAAUAAUUUACACCUGAAUUAACUUAAUAUCUCAAUAUUUGCCUAGUUAGAUACAAUAUAACAAGCUAGCACACUUGGACUUGCCUAGUACAUUGGACCACACAAGAUUCAAGAAACUUGGAUUGGUGAUUUUAAUUAUGAAAUUUGAUUAAUAACAAAGUCAUUAUGUUAUUUUGUUCGUAUGUUUAACAUUGGACCACACCUGAGUUAACAUUAUGUUUAAUCUGUUUUCGACAGUGCAGUUUUUAUCUUGUUCGUAUGUUCUAAAUCGUCGACUACAUCACUUCUCUCUAUGUCAACGGUAACAUAAUAACAUUACCGCAAGUCCGAGAGAGUUCUAAUGCAAUUCUUGAAGAAUUGAUGAGAUUCAUGAAGACUUUCAAGAAUUGCCUUUGCUGUUGGGUUGUAUCUCCCAUCUUGUUCAAAGACCUCUAGCUCCUUAGUGAUAAAAAAAAAA